Messenger RNA from Stylophora pistillata, 1125 nucleotides. RefSeq lists its product as uncharacterized. Lineage: Eukaryota; Metazoa; Cnidaria; Anthozoa; Scleractinia; Pocilloporidae. The record is from RefSeq and is a predicted model, not a curated record.
AUGAAGGGAUUAGCCCGUAGCUAUUUCUGGUGGCCCGGCUUGGAUUCUCAAAUUGAAAGCACAUGCAGAACCUGCGAAGGUUGUGCACUUACGCAAAACAAUCCUCCUGCUGCUCCUGUACAGAGAUGGGAAUUUCCAGAAAAGCCCUGGUACCGAGUCCAUAUAGACUUAGCAGGACCCUUUAUGAACUCUAUGUUUCUUGUAGGAGUCCACGCACACUCAAAAUGGCCAGAAGUUCGCAUCAUGUCACCAACAACAUCUUCAAAAACAAUUGAACUGCUGAGAACCAUAUUUGCUACAUAUGGUCUGCCAACUCAAAGUGUUUCGGACAAUGGCUCACAACUCAGGUCAGAAGAAUUUGAAACCUUUCUUAAGAUGAAUGGAAUACAACAUCUUACUUCAGCCCCUUACCAUUCAAGAACAAAUGGAUCGGCUGAAUACUUUGUAAGGACAAUGAAGGAAGCUUUGAAGAGUGACAAAGGCAAUGCAAGUCUCAGGUACAAACUUGACACUUUCCUUAUGAAAUACCGCAAUUGUCCACAUACUACAACUGGUAAUUCUCCAGCUGUCGUGCUGAUGGGACACCCUCUACGCUGUCGUAUGGAUCUAUUAAAACCAGACAUAACCUGUACAGUUGAAAAGUCUUUUGCCGCAGCACGAUCAUCCAAACAAACGCGUCAUUUCAACAUUGGUACACCUGUUGUAGCCAGAAAUUAUGGAAGAGGUAAUCUCUGGUCCAAAGGUAUCGUAUCAAAACAAACCGGUCCAGUAUCAUACCAAGUACAAGUUGGUACUUCAAUUUGGCGUCGUCAUCUCGAUCAGUUAAGAAGAUCUGAACUACCAAUUACAGAAAGUACUCCUUUUACCAUGACAACUAAUGAACCACAGGUCUCUGAAGAGAACUACCAAGAGUCACAGACAGAUGCGCCUUUGACAGUUGAUACUCCUGAUGUCAACUCAUCACAAGUUAUCUCAGAGAGUCAGAACAGAACCCCUUGUGAUGUAGAGAGCAACCAUAACUCCAACACUCCAGCUCCAGUCAUGCAAGAUCCCGAAUUACGAGAGUCAAGACCAGUGAGGAACAGAAAAAGUCCAGUAUGGAUGAAAGACUAUGUUGCAAAAUGA